Molecule: messenger RNA, 936 nt
Organism: Staurois parvus
Lineage: Eukaryota; Metazoa; Chordata; Amphibia; Anura; Ranidae
Source: the annotation of a GenBank genome assembly
AUGUUUAUGAAGAACCACAAAUGCUAUGACCUUAUCCCCAUCAGCUCAAAACUUGUAGUGUUUGAUACAUCUCUUCAGGUAAAGAAAGCCUUCUUUGCUUUAGUCAGUAAUGGUGUGAGAGCAGCACCUUUGUGGGACAGCAAGAAGCAGAGUUUUGUAGGCAUGCUUACCAUCACAGACUUUAUUAAUAUUCUUCAUCGAUACUACAAAUCUUCUAUGGUGCAAAUUUAUGAGCUGGAGGAACAUAAGAUAGAGACUUGGAGAGAAGUGUAUUUACAAGACUCUUUCAAGCCUUUGGUCAGCAUAUCACCAAGUGCCAGCCUCUUUGAUGCAGUCUCCUCACUGAUUAAAAACCGCAUUCAUCGUCUGCCAGUCAUUUCUCCAGACUCCGGAAAUACACUGUACAUAUUAACGCACAAGAGGAUUCUCAAGUUUCUCAAGCUGUUUAUGUCUGAACUGGAAAAGCCAGCUUUUGUGAAUCAAACACUAGAGCAGCUGAAGAUUGGAACAUACGAUAACAUUGCUAUGGUCCAUCCCAACACUCCUGUCUAUGUUGCUCUGGGUAUUUUUGUGCAGCGCCGUGUAUCUGCUUUACCAGUUGUUGAUGAGUCUGGGCGCGUGGUGGAUAUUUAUUCCAAGUUUGAUGUGAUUAAUUUAGCAGCUGAGAAAACGUACAAUAAUUUGGAUAUCACCGUGACAAAGGCUCUUGGACAUCGCUCUCAUUACUUUGAAGGUGUCCUAAAAUGUUACCCACAUGAAACCCUUGAAACCAUCAUCAACCGGCUUGUUGAAGCAGAGGUACACAGACUGGUUGUAGUGGAUAAUAAUAAUGUGGCUAAAGGAAUUGUUUCUCUGUCUGAUAUCCUGCAGUGUCUGGUUUUGACAGCUGGAGGUGAGAUUUACUUAAUAGUUUUUUUUUUUUUUUUGAACAUUUGA